CGGCAAUUCGGCAAUGUGUUGGUACCGGCUAUAUGCAAAGCCGAAACUUUUCAGCGCUUCCUGCUUCUUGAUAAUGUGGGGAAGAUGAGUGUCUUUCUCAUCUUUUCUGUGUUUCCCAUCUUUCUCUUGCAGCCAUGUAUGUGCAGUCGUCCUUCCCGGAACCUCCACCGCUCACGGACACCAACGCCUACAACGUCUUGCUGAAUCGACCUGAUCAACGGGAGUGGAAGGACUACACUCUUCACAUUGAUGUCGUUACCGGCAGGAGGCGCUCAUUUUAUGAAUUUAAAGAAAGGGUGCACGACGCGGCAGCUGCCCUAGGGGGACUGGUAUCGGACGGCUGCUUGGGUAUCAGUGCUGAAAACGAUGAAAUGGUGGGAAUCAUAAGUGAGAAUUCUUCGGAUUAUGUUGUACUGGUACAAUCGCUGUUGUACCUGGCGACUCCGUUCGCCCUGAUAUCCUCAUAUUCCACUGCCUUCGAGCUCGUGCAUGCAUUAAAGCUGGCUAAAGUAACUACCAUUUUCGUUCAGGCGCGGCUGUUUCCUUUAGUCUUGUCCCAAGCAAAAGAGGCAGGAUUGUCAAGGAAGAGGAUAUUUAUUCUGGGUGGACGUGUCAGGGGCCGCAAGUCCUUUUCCGAUAUGAUAUCUCAUGUCAAGGUCAAUAUACCAAUUUACGAGAACAAGAUUCGUUCUGCACGAAAGGACACACUGGCGUAUCUUGUUUUCUCUAGUGGCACCAGUGGCCUACCUAAGGCUGUAAUGAUCACCCACGGAAACUUGAUCUAUUCUAUUUAUCAGUCCUUCGUGAUGGGUAAGGCAACGGUUCCGGUAUCGUCUCUUCUUGCUACACCGGAAGGCAUACCAAUAACACUUGCGUUCCUUCCUAUGCACCAUAGCUUUGGUCUGCACGCAUACUGCUUCCGGUCCUUUAUAGUCCCCCACACCUAUGUUAUAUUUCCAAAGUGGAAUCUUGCAGCCGCUAUGAAAGCUAUACCCAAAUAUCACAUCACGAACAUCGCACUUGUUCCUUCGGUUGUACAUCAAAUAGCAAAUCAUCCCAGGCUCAAUAAACAAGUUUUUAAGAGCGUGAAAUCUAUUGGUUGUGGGGCCGCUUAUCUACCCAAAGACCUAGCCGACAAAUUUUUAACUAUUCUUCCGCCUGACGUCGAGCUCACCGAAGGCUAUGGAAUGUCUGAAGCUACGAUUGCCGCACUCACAAAGCCAGGCUCGGGUUCUUUGGGCGGUCGCCUGAAACGAAUCAAAGGAAGCACAGGCGUUCUGCUACCUGGUGUCGAAGCCCGGCUUUUGCGUGAUGAUGGCACAGAAGCAGACUUCGAUGAAGUUGGAGAGUUAUAUAUUAAGAGCCAUAAUGUUUCUCCAGGUUACUGGAAUGACGAGAAGGCGACCCGGGAAGCGUUUGAUGAUGGUUGGCUAAGGACUGGUGACAAAUUCACCGUCGACAAAGAUGGAUAUUUCUUCUUCGCAGAUAGAGCGAAGGACACUCUCAAAGUUUCAGGAUCCCAGGUUGCACCUGUCGAGAUAGAGGAUGUCCUUUUGGCGCAUCCGGAGGGACUGAUAUCGGAUGCUACCGUAGCCGGGGUAAGCGGGGGACGGACGUCAGAUGAAAAGGUCCCUCGGGCCUGGGUAGUGCUGAGCCCAGCUGGUAAGAAGAAGGGCAAUGCAGAAGUUAUCAAGGCACUCGAGUCCUGGCAUCAAGGGAGUUUGAGCAAAUACAAGUGGCUUCGAGGCGGUAUUGAGAUUGUGAAGGAGAUUCCGAAAUCACCCACCGGAAAGACUCUGCGCCGUAUUCUGGUUAAUAAGUAUGAGAAACGGAUUGCUAAGCGGUUGAAAAGCAAACUUUGAAUUCUCUGCUCCGGGGCUCGGAAAGAGUCGUUUUGUGCAUUUGAGCAUGGAUAUCCGAACUUGAGUGUGCAUGGCCAUUACGGGCCACUGCGUGGGCAAAUAAGGCUGAAUGAAAUCAUGAAUCAUUGUCUUC
Messenger RNA from Guyanagaster necrorhizus, 1995 nucleotides. RefSeq names its product acetyl-CoA synthetase-like protein. The transcript is spliced from 9 exons. Gene Ontology annotation, molecular function: CoA-ligase activity. The record is from RefSeq and is a predicted model, not a curated record. NCBI's taxonomy places the organism in Eukaryota, Fungi, Basidiomycota, Agaricomycetes, Agaricales, Physalacriaceae. The coding region runs from base 135 to 1862 and encodes 575 amino acids.